This is a messenger RNA of Aplysia californica (California sea hare), 6913 nucleotides long. Its product is annotated as sodium leak channel non-selective protein. Gene Ontology annotation, biological process: transmembrane transport; monoatomic ion transport. The record is from RefSeq and is a predicted model, not a curated record. Gene Ontology annotation, molecular function: monoatomic cation channel activity. Gene Ontology annotation, cellular component: membrane. Lineage: Eukaryota; Metazoa; Mollusca; Gastropoda; Aplysiida; Aplysiidae.
CCUUCUUUUAUAGACACAGCACACAAUGGCUCCUUUCAAAACAACCGUUCGAAAAAAGCAGCUGUAGCGGAACCUGUGGAGGAUUGGAUUUUUCUCAGCUGGGACUGAACUUAUUUUGCUUAUUUGAAAGGGAUACGUGUUGAGAUGACGGACAUUCUUUAGGUUAGGCCCCUGUCAAGUAGUCAUUCACUCACGCACGAGACGAUGAUGAUGAUGAUGAGAGUCCAACCUGUGGCUUCUUGACCGAACGAACGGGAAUCUUCUUACCGUUGACAGUUCCCAUCCACAAUCAUGCUAGUCAACCGGAAAACCAGCUUCAAGGACGGAAUGCCUAUGGCGGACUACGGACCUGAUGAAAACCUGAACGACAAUGCAGACAUUGAAUGGGUUAACAAAAGCUGGGUACGCCGGAUUCUGCGCGUCUGUGCGUUUGUCAGUAUGGUCUCAGUGAGCAUGAACACUCCGAAGACCUUCGAGCUGUAUUACUUCCUGCUCUAUUUUACCUUCACCCUUGACCUCAUCAUCAUGGCCUGUUUCACUGCGGAGCUGGUGGCGAAGAUGCACAUCAGGGGAGUUUGGAGGGGUGAGGCUCCAUACCUGAAAGACAGAUGGUGUCAGUUUGAUGGCGUCAUGGUCAUGUGCCUCUGGGGCAGUGUCAUUCUUCAGAUCUAUGAAAUGGCCGUUCACCCACAUGUAAACUCUGUGGCUGCCAUCAUGAGAAUCAUUAGGUCUCCGCGGCCUUUGAUCCUGGUCAGAGUUUUCCGAAAUUUUCUCAAGUUUCAGUUACCAAAGAACAGAUUGAACUCAAUCUUCAAGCGGUCAAGUCAACAAAUCUACAAUGUGGUCAUUUUCUACCUGUUCUUCAUGUUGCUCUAUGGCUUCCUGGGGGUGCAGUUCUUUGGUAAAAUGAAGUACAGAUGUGUCAGGAAUGGAACUGAUCCAGGCAACGUCACCCUGUUUGACCUGGCCAUGCCGGACACGUUCUGCUCUCCCUUUGCUGACCCGGACUCAGGCUACCAGUGCCAGAGCGGCCUGGUGUGUAUGGAGCUGACCAUGAGCCCCAAGGUCAUGGGUUUUAAUGGCUUCGACCAACUGCCAACCAGCGUGUUUACAGUGUAUCAAGCAGCGUCUCAGGAGGGUUGGGUAUUUCUCAUGUACAAUGCCAUCGACAGCCUGCAGUCGUGGAAGGCCUACAUCUACUUUGUCACUCUCAUCUUCUUCCUGGCUUGGCUGGUUAAGAAUGUUUUCAUUGCUGUCAUCAUUGAGACAUUUGCCGAGUUCCGAGUGCAGUUCCAACAGAUGUGGGGGUCGAGAGGGGGCACUGCAGAGUCUGACGGGAGUCAGGUGCUGCGACUUUUCCGACUGAUCAAGUCUUCCCCUAUGCUGGAGGAGUUCUGUUACAAGAUUUUUGGACCCCCGAAGAAACUUGGCAGUCUGAUCCUCUUCACCAUGUGUUUGCUGGUGAUUGCUUCCAGCAUUAGUCUGCAGCUUUUCUGCUUCAUCGACGGAUUCAAGAAAUUUGAGACGAUUGAUCAGGCCUUCAUGUCCAUGUUUCAAAUCCUAACCCAAAAAGGUUGGAUUGAAGUUAUGCACGCAACAAUGUAUGAAACUGGGGAGAUAGUGGCCUCAUUAGUGGCCAUCUAUUUCAUUUUCUACCACUUGGUUGUCACACUGAUCGUGAUCAGCUUGUUUGUGGCCGUGAUUCUUGACAACCUGGAGUUGGAUGAGGACAUCAAAAAACUGAAACAACUGAAGCUGAGAGAACAAAGUCUGGAGACUCAGGAAAUGCUGCCCCUUAGAUUGAGAAUCUUUUCCAAGUUUCCGGAUCACCCCCAGAUGGUGAAACUAAACAAGAUGCCCGGAGACUUUGACAUCUCCGACAUCCGCGAGAGUUUCAUCCGUCAGUUCACGGGUCAGGACAGCAGCCUGAACCUUGUGAUGGACACACAGGACUUGCCCGAGACGGUCAGUCCCCACCUCAAGUCGGCCUACAUGAGGCUGAUCAAGUCGCCAGCUCACGAGACACGCUGCGGGGGUGCUGUGGAAAAGAAGACAGCUAUCACAAGCAUUAUCAGAAACCAACAGGAAGUAGAGUUGCGAGAGAACCAUCCGUACUUCGACACGCCGCUCUUCCUGGUGGGCCGAGAGACAAAGCUGCGCAAGAUCUGCGAGUUGGUGGUGAACGCCAAGUACAACUACGUCUCUCAAGAUCCGGAAACUGGCAAGAAGAUCAAAUCGAAAUACAAGCAGUUUCACAAACUCCUUGGUCUGGUAACGUACCUGGACUGGGUCAUGAUCAUCGUCACCAUCCUCUCCUGUAUCUCCAUGAUGGCUGAGACUCCGACCAACAGGAUCAUGGAGAAUCGGGUGUUGCAGAUUGCAGAGUAUGCCUUUGUCGUUUGCAUGAGCAUUGAGAUGGGGCUGAAGGUCACCUCAAACGGUUUGCUGUUUACUCCUAAAGCUGUGGUCAAUGACUUCAGUGGUGUCCUGGAUCUUUUUAUUUACGGGGUGAGCGUGGUUUUUAUGCUGUGGAUGCCACGCCAAGUGCAGCCUCACUCCCGAGAGCAGAUCCUGAUGAUCCUGCGCUGCUUGCGUCCCUUGCGAAUCUACAGCCUGGUCCCUCACAUGAGACGAGUGGUGUAUGAACUUGUGCAGGGCUUCAAAGAAAUUGGCCUGGUCUCCAUUCUGUUGAUUGUUCUCAUGUUUGUGUUUGCCAUCUGUGGGGUGCACCUGCUGGGAGGGAAGCUGGCACGCUGCAAUGACCCCGAGAUCAUGAUCAAGGAGAACUGCACAGGCAUCUAUUUUGCCAAAGUUCAAGUGACCAAAAUGAAAAUUGAAAGCACAGGAGACCAUCCAGGGAUGUGGGUGCCUCGAGCAUGGACGAAUCCUCGAAAUUUCAACUUUGAUAACAUCGGCAAUGCUAUGCUGGCUUUGUUUGAAGUCUUGUCUCUGGAGGGAUGGCUGGAGGUCAGAGAUGUGAUCAUAGCGAGAGUGGGAGCUGCGGAGGCAAUCUAUAUUCAUUUCUUCGUGUUCAUUGGCUACAUGAUUGGCCUGACAUUGUUUGUGGGCGUGGUCAUUGCCAACUACAGUGAGAACAAGGGCACUGCCCUCCUGACAGUAGACCAGAGAAGAUGGCAGGACUUGAAGGGUAGGAUCAAGCUGGCCCAACCACUGCACAUCCCACCCAGACCAGAAGGUAAUGCGUUCCGGGCUCUGAUGUAUGACUUGACUCAACAUCUCAUCUUCAAGCGCAUCAUCGUCUCUCUGGUCAUCGCCAACUGCCUCAUGCUCUCCGUCCCCUGGAAAGACGACAAGCACAUGUACAUCCUGGCUGGUUUCUCCACAUCGUUCACUCUCCUGUUCUUUGUGGAGGUGAUCAUGAAGAUGAUAGCUCUGUCCCCCGUGGGCUACUGGACUAGCAAGAGGAACCGACUGGACAUGUUCGUCACCCUGCUUGGAGUCAUCUGGAUCAUUCUUCACUACAGCACUGAGCCUCCUCUCAGGCACUUUCUGGGAAAGUCGGACACCAUCAACUCGCUGGGCUACAUCGUGAUUGUGCUGAGAUUCUUCACGGUCACAGGGAAACAUGCGACAUUGAAGAUGCUGAUGCUGACUGUGGUGAUGUCGGUGCUGCGCUCGUUCUUCAUCAUCAUGGGCAUGUUCCUUCUUAUGCUCUUUUACGCCUACGCCGGGGUCAUCCUUUUUGGCAGUGUCAAGUAUGGCUACAAUCUGGACAGGCAUGCGAACUUUGAGACUGCCUACAACGCCGUUCUGCUGUUGUUCCGCAUCGUCACCGGCGAGGACUGGAACAAGAUCAUGCACGACUGUAUGGUGAGCCCUCCGUUCUGUACAGAAGGAGGCAACUACUGGGAGACAGACUGUGGGAACUACCUGGUGUCUAUUGUCUACUUCUGUACCUUCUACGUCAUUAUCACCUACAUUGUUCUGAACCUGCUUGUGGCUAUUAUCAUGGAGAACUUCUCCCUGUUUUACUCUAAUGAGGAAGAUGCUUUACUCAGCUACAACGACAUUCGUCAGUUCCAGAACACAUGGAAUUUAGUGGACAUCAACCGAAAGGGCAUGAUCCCAGCGAGACGCGUACGGUUUCUGCUUCGCCUCCUGAGGGGAAGACUGGAGGUGGACUUGGAGCGUGAUCGGCUUCUCUUCAAGCACAUGUGCUACGAGAUUGAGAAGCUUCAUCAGGGGGCAGAGGUCACCUUCCAUGAUGUGCUCAGUAUGUUAUCGUACCGUUCUGUGGACAUCCGGAAGUCUCUACAGCUGGAGGAGUCCUUGGCCCGAGAAGAGCUGGAGUUCACCAUAGAGGAAGAGGUGGCCAAGCAGACCAUACGGAACUGGCUGGACAAGUGUUUGAAGAGGAUCCGAGCUCGUGAACACUCGAACAUCAUCUCUAAUCUGCGAGCGACCAACGAGCCACUAUUCACAGUCACGGAGUUGUCUCUCUCCGCCCCUGACAACAAGGAGGAGAACAAGGAGGAAGGAGCAGCGCCGCCCCGUACACGAAAGAAGGGCCAUGUGGAGCUACGCACACCGGUCAUACAACCCCCAGCGUCCACACAGGGUUCCUCCUCCAGGAAGUACCUGACCCCCACGCUGAGCGACGGAACUGCCAGAGGGGAUAAGGAGAGGUCCAGUCUGAGAAAACGCAGCUCGAGCAAGCAGCUUCCACUGGUGACCGAGAGCAGCUCCGAGGCAUCGGCCCCUCCCUUCAUCCCAGCGUUUAGCUCUGACUCGAUGCUGGUAGGCCGGAACGUGUCGCUGGACAUCUCGUCCUGGUGGAAGGAACAGAGCGGCUACAGCAACCAUGAGGAGGGCGUGGUCAUAGACAGCUGAGACUCUGGCUGUCUCUGCACCCCCGUCAGUCUCUGAGACUCUGUCAGCCUCAGAUCAGCCACAACACAGCGCUGUUCUUUUUGAACUGUUGAACUGUUAGGCUUACAUUUUGCAUCUUAGAUGUGAGUUUUUUACAGACAAAUGCUUAAAGAUGUCAGCAGUAGAAAUUGUCGUCAAGUGCCAGAUAGACAUUUGCAAUCGUGGUUCUCCAUUCAGUCUUUGAGCCCCAACAUGGCGCUGUGCUCUUUGAACUAUCAGGCUUACAUUUUUGUGUCUUAGAUGUGAGUAUUUUGACAGACAAAGGCUUGAAGAUGUCGAUGGUAGAAAUCAUCAGCAAAAAUAGCAUAUGGACUUGGGCAAUCAUGGUUCUCCAUUCAUUACUUUGCUUGGACACUUUAAAAAAAGCUACGGUAUCCUGAUCUUUUCCCAUCUGUUUAGACUCUCCAAGGAGAUUGCUCUGGGUCUAUGCCUGCCUUGUUUGCCUUCAACUGUGAUAGAAAUACAUGUCUGAAAAGCAUACUUCUUGUGUAGCAAGACAGAUAAUGUUUGUGGGUUUUGUUGUUUGUUUGUUUGUUUGUUUGUUGUUGUUUUUUGGGGGCGGUGUACUCUCUCUAUCUGAUAUGUGAAUACUUUAAUAGCUAUCUGAUGAAAGCAGUCAGUGACGGAGUUGCAAACUGACAAGGUGUAUGUUUCUCUCUGCUGUAGGAAAAGGGAGAGAAAACUGUAAACUGACAUCAGCAUGUUGGCAGAGGGGACCAAAGUCCUGUGAGGACAAUGCUUGUUGGAUUUUGGCUGUAAGUAGUUGAAGAAAUUAGUUCUUCACGAUGCAUAAGCCUAUUUUGGUGAAAACAUUUUAGUUGUUUGAACUGAACCCAAGAUUCAAAGGAGGUUAAUUUUCUUGGCAAGUUUUAAGAGUUUAGGUCUGUUUUAAGUUUGAAGGCUUACUAUGGACAUUUUGGAAGCUUAGUCCAGGCUUCUUGAUGAUGGGUUUUCAGGAAAAUCUGGGAAUUGUAAGACAGACAGCUUGUGCCCUGAUCGUACACUAAUGUUAUUAACCCAACUGACACUAUUGAGGUCUCUGGUAGGCUAUAUAUGCUUUGUGGUUGGCCAUCUUAGACUGACUGCCAUAUGAAAAGACUGAAUGAAGUGCAAAAGUAAAGUAUAAAGUCUGCAUUUUUAUUGAUUGGUCAUGAAGCAGAUAAGAACUUUCAUUUUUAAAAAAAAUUGAAAUUCUUAUUGGAAGUUAUUUUAAAUGCAAUCAUAACAUUACAAGUUAAGCAAAUUUUUCUAUAAAUAUACACAACCAAUAUUUGAUUGUCUUGAGUGUGUUUGGUCGUGUUGACAUCGGAGAUAAAUCAUUGAUUCACUUUCCAUCUGAUGAACGUCUAGCAUAGACAAGCACAAAAGCUGAUCCGGCUCAGAGACCCAAUUCGGACAGACCUACUCUCAUAGUUUCAGCAGAGACAUGUUGACUAUAGCCUUUUUUAACAGGAGGAUGUUUUUCCCGAUAAAUUCGGAAAUCCAGAUUUCUGAAAUUGCCUGCAUUUUUCCGGACUUCAAACCGACUGUAUAAAAUUUUUUGUAAAGCCUUGAUACAAGAUAUAUUAGCCAAUAUGAUCCGUAAAUGUUGAGUCUCCAUGCGGCAGUCCCAUAGGGUCCAAAAUGUUCUGGGAUUUUUAUUCGUAAUCAGAUAAUGACUCCUAUGUUUUAGAAUAUUUUGAGGAAGUUUUUAUUGAUGCAAAAAUUGUUCACAAAAGAAAAUAGCAUUAACUGGUUUGACUACAGCAUCUAAUAGAGAUCUACUUAUUAUUAUUAUAUGAAACACCUCAUUUUGUACUUUUAUUUACUGCUGAUGAUUCAUUUCAACAACUUUAUUAUUUUGAAUAUAUUAACUGCGCUUGCAAAAAGGCAUAUCUCAUUUUUGCUACUUUUGAGAUAAAUGGCAAAAACUGUUUAACUAGACUAUUUGUUUAUCAUCUAAUAAUGGUACUGGUAGGCUAAAACUUGCCGUUCCAGUUUCUUUUGUGACUGCCAGCUUAUUUUUGUUUUGGUUUUACGAAAA